CACCUCCGGAAAAGGGAGCCACGCGGCUGUGCUGGCAGGACCGCAGUGCCACCUCUCUGGAGAAAGCCCUCACGCCCGCGCUCGCAUGCACGUGCACAUCCGCCGGCAGGGAGAGUGAGAGCCAGAGCUUUUCAGCGCAGGGCACCUUAAAGCGAUGGCAUCUGCCCUGAACAGCAAAAUCCACCCGCCAGGAACCUGCACGAGCUCUAAAGCCGACGCCCGCGCUGGCUCUGGCUGGAGAAUGGACUGUGAUCCCGAGAUGCACGUGAAAAUGUGCAAGAAAAUUGCUCAGCUCACCAAGGUGAUUUAUGCCCUGAAUACCCGCCAGGAUGAGGCAGAGGCCAGUGCUGAGUCACUACGAGAAGCCCACCAGGAGGAGCUCCAGGACACAGUGGCUGAAACCAGGACCAGGCUCCUGCAGGAACAGGGCUACACCAGUGAAGAUGCAGAGACCCUUCUCAAGCGCAUCCAGACCCUUGAGAGUGCCUUGGAGCUGCAGAAGAGGCUGACACAGGAGGCCCUGGCUGAGUCAGCCUCCUGUAAGUUAGAAACCAAAGAAAGAGAGCUGCGGGUGGAGGCCGAGCAUGCCGAACGGGUCCUAAUACUUUCCAAGGAGAUGCUGGAGCUCAAGGCUGAUUAUGAGAAGAGGCUCCAACUGCUGACUAGCCACGAGGGCCCGCAGUGGGGCCAGCUAUCCCAGGAGAGCCCCGAUGCCACAGCAGAGUCUGGCCAGCGACCGGAGAUGCACCAGGUCCUGCUGGAAGUGGAGCGAUUGCGAGCAGAAAACCAGCAGCUGAGCCAGGAUUAUGCCCGCAAAGCAGAGGAGCUACAGGCCACCUAUGAGCGCGAAAAUGAGGCCAUCCGGCAGGCCAUGCAGCAGUCAGUCAGCGAGGCCCUGUGGCAGUGGCAGGAGAAAGAGUCAGGCCUUCGAAAGAACUUCCAGGUCCAGGAGUCUGCCCUGCAGGCUCAGGUCAGGAAGCUGGAAGGGGACCUGGAACACAGAGGGCGCAAGAUAAGUGACCUGAAGAAGUAUGCCCAGAAGCUGAAAGAAAGGAUCCAGGACCUCGAUGUGCAGCUGAGGGAGGCUCGGCGGGAGAAUUCCGAGUUGAAGAGCACUGCAAGAAAACUCGGCGAGAAGUUGGCUAUUGCCAAAGACAGAUUGAUGCUACAGGAGUGUCCUGUGACAGGGAAAGCUGAUGAUGUGAAGACUGAAAGUGAAGUCCUGAGGAAAACAAAUGACCUGGAAGCCUGCAAGCUUCAUCCUCAGCAGGUCCAAGGCUUUCCCAAGUUGUGUCACUGCAAUAAAAGAGGCUCAGAAACCCAGAUUGAGAAAGAAGCAAGUGGUGAGCUAGAACGAAUGAAGCAGAAAUAUGAAGAAGAUCUUCGUAAAGUCAGACAUCAGACUGAGGAGGAGAAGCAGCAGCUCCGAGAGCAGCUGGGGAAGCGCCUUGAAGAGCUGGUGAAGAAACACACCGUGGAAAUGAAGUCGGUGCGCUCUUCUGUGGAAGUGGACAGAAAGAAGCUGAAGGAAGUGGAAGCUCAAUUGGAAGAGGUAAAGACAAAAUCAGAAAGGGAAAUAAAGCAACUGGAAGAUGAGAAAGCUGCCCUCAGUGUGAAGCUUCAGAAUUCUCUACUGGAGGAUCCAUGCUCAGUGCCAAAGGAACCUUCCCAGACACUGCCCAGAGAGGAGCACCCGGAGAAGCUGACAGCUGAAGAAGGAACCAGCAGCGAUGAAGAAAAAGGGAUUGAAGAACCCCUCAAGGACGGAAGUGACCUACAACCUCCACUGGGCUCUGUGCUAAAAGAGAAGGCAAUAGAGACUGAAUAUCGACCAGAGGACUGGCAAAGCCAAAAGGCCAAACUACAAACCCAGGCCACAGAGGAGCUAUUGAAGGAGGAGUCCAGUCACAGCCUCCAGAUCCAACACCAGGCACACCUGCCCGAGCUCCAGGUCCUAGAGGAGGCCAGACAGGAGUUGCGAGAGGAACAUGAGCAGACACAAGCCCAGCAACUUCUGCUGCUUGAGUCCCUGAGGCAGGAGCUGACAGAGCAGCGAGCGGCCUGCUCUGAGCAUCAGAAGGCCCUGGAGCUGCUACAGAAUGAGCAAAGGGUCCUGGGCCCCCUGGGGAAGUGGCAGGCCAUCAAUCCGUGUUCUGGGAAUGGCACAGACCACACCUUUAUUACAGAGGAUGUGGGUGUUACAGGGCCUCCUGGUUCUGUGCCCUGUGCUGCAGAGAAAGGGCUCCUGGAGGAGAAUGCUCAGCUCCAAGACACUGUGCUACGCCUGCGUGCAGAGGUGGAGCAGCACCUGCAGGAGGCGCUGCAGCUGCGUGAACAGCACCGGUUGCUAGAGGAGGACCAGAAAGCUCAGAGAGCCAUGGAGGUGGAGGCACUCCACCAGGAGCACCGGAAGGAGAUGCAGGCCAUGGUGGCAGAUUUCAGUGGUGCCCAGGCCCGGCUCCAGGCCAGGCUGGCUGCUCUGGAAGCUGAGCUGAAAGAUUCUGGAGAGAAGCCGGGGAAAGGAACUUCACGACCCGAGGACCUGCAGCUCAUAGGCCGCCUGCAGACACGCCUGAAGGAGAGAGAAGACAUCAUCAGGCAGCUCACGGAAGAGAGAAGAUUUCACUACGCAGCAUUCCCCAGUGCAAUGUCCCAUCGGAAUCGGUCCUUUUCUUUCAAUCCUCACCCGGGAUACUUGACCCCUUCCAUGAAGAAAAAGAAGAUGGAGGAAGUGCCCAGCCGAGUGGUCAGCGUGCCAAACCUUGCCUCCUAUGCAAAGAACCUUCUGAGUGGAGAUCUGAGCUCCAGGAUCAAUGCCCCUCCCAUAACAAAGUCACCCAGCCUGGACCCAAGCCCCAGCUGUGGCCAGCCUUACAAACCCACCCAGUUACUCGAUGGGAAAACUGCCACAAGGGCACAAGAUGGAGAACCAAGCCAAGCCAAAGAGGCCCCACAGAAGCAAGGCUCUCCGCAUCAGGAGUGGUUUACCAAGUACUUUUCAUUCUAAACUAGUCCUUGGGAUCUGUUCCAAGGAGUACAUUGGGAUCAUUUCAACCAUCUGAAGGAGUGAAUUAAAAUCACCCAACCUGGUAACUAUCUGAUAGUGACUUACAUGUGAUAGAUAGCUAAACAAAGUGUGGCACUAACAUUCCAGUUUCAUUGUGACACCUGCCUCAUUUACAGUUCUUAUAGUUAAGGCUGAAACAAGCCGGUUAUUCAAAAGUAUCCCUUGGAAAAUGCUAUUAAUCUCUGAUGACCAAAUUACCCAUUGUAUUUCUAGUGCUUGUAAUGUCACACUCCACUUGGUAGAAUAUCAGACUUUGACUGCCAUAUUCUGCUUCAAAAGUAUUCUCAUUUUUUCUUGGUCAUCUCCACUCAAAUAAUUAUGCUAUAUAGUUCCACAUAUAUAAAACGAUAAUUUGAAAAGGCACAUCUAACCUCAGUAUGAAGAGGAAUAAAACAAAGCCAAUGAAGAAAAAACAAACUAAAAGCAUCAAACCUACCAGGAAUGGACUGCAGCAUGCUUAGACUGCAUGUUUUGACCUCCAAGGUCUAGCAUGGGCCGCAAACUUCAGAGGGACAACAUCUACCUCAAAAGGGACUUUUCAAGAUUAAGCAGCCUGAACUAGAAUGCUCAGUGAACAACCUUGCUUCACCUGCCACACAUCUCAGCUUCAGUGACCAUUGUGCAACAGUCUUUUGUGAAGGAUUCUAGACUGUCUGUUCUCUAUGUCAGACUUUGCUGGACCCCUGUCCUUUGCAUCUGGAUCUCCUGCCUCAGUUAUAUGACUUCCCCACUGCAUGGACUCCCAGGAGAGCAGGGAACUGCCCAUGGUGCUGAACUUGCACUCUGUCUUAACCCUCUGACAGAGCAGAUCUGACACCACUUUUAGUGGGUAGAUUUUUUUUUUCUCUCUGGUGCUGGCCCAGCAAGUGGCUUAUCAACAGAUGUCAAUUCUAUGCAUUGUCAAAUAUUUGCUCUUUCAAUAAAAUUCUAAACUGGGCAAUA
Molecule: messenger RNA, 4009 nt
Organism: Mesocricetus auratus (golden hamster)
Lineage: Eukaryota; Metazoa; Chordata; Mammalia; Rodentia; Cricetidae
Gene: Fam184b
Product: family with sequence similarity 184 member B
Exons: 16
Coding region: 155-3007 (950 amino acids)
Source: RefSeq, a predicted model, not a curated record